AUGCUUUACUAUAACGCUGAUAUCGUUACCAUGAACGCUGACCGCCAUAUCAUUGCCGAUGGUGCUAUCCUGGUCAAGGAUAACCGAAUCGCUGAUAUUGGCAAGACCAAGGCUCUCAAGGAGAAGUAUCCCGAGGAAGAAAGCUAUGACUUUGGUGGCAAGUUGGUUAUCCCUGGUCUGAUCGAUACCCAUGUCCAUCUUGCUCAAUCCUUGCUCAGAGGCUGCGCCGAUGACAAGGAAUUGAUCCAAUGGCUCUGCGAGCGUGUUUGGGUUCUCCAAGGCUGCUUCGAGGAAGACGAUGGUUACGUCGCUGCUAAACUCUGCAUCGCAGAAAUGCUCAAGAGUGGUACCACUACUUUCCUCGAGGCUAUGUGCGCUGACCGCUACAACUUCAGCCGCGUUGCUAACGCUGUUGAGGAGUCUGGUAUCCGCGCCUGUCUUGGCAAAAUUGUUAUGGACAUUGGCACCUAUACUGAAUCUGCCUUCUCUAUGCACCCUGGUUUGAUUGAAACUCGUGAGCAAUCUUUGCUCGGAACUCUUGCCAUGCACGAAAAGUGGCACGGAAAGGCCAACGACAGAAUUCAUGUCUGGUUCGGUUCCCGCACUCCUGGUGGCGUCAGUGUGAAGCUCUUCAAGGAAAUGACUCAAAUUUCCCAGGAGAAGGAUAUUCGUAUCACCAUGCACUGUGCCGAAGUGGAGGCUGACAAGAAGUACUUCCGUGAAGAGUUUGACAUGUCCCCCAUGGAGUUCUGUGAUCACGUUGGCUUGCUCUCUGACAAGACCGUGCUGGUUCACAUGGUCUGGUUGGAAGAAAAGGACAUCAAGAUGCUUGCCUCAUCUGGCACCCAUGUCUCCCACAACCCCACCUCCAACUGCAAGCUUGCUUCUGGUAUCGCCAAGAUCCCCAUGAUGCUUGAGAACAAUGUCAACGUCUCUAUGGGAUGUGACGGUUCUCCUUGCAACAACGAUUAUGAUAUGAUCCGUGAGAUGAAGUUGGCUGCUAUUCUUCACAAGGCCGUCACCUUGGACCCCACCGUCAUGCCCGCCGAGAAGGUUUUGGAAAUGGCUACCUUGAACGGUGCCAAGGCUCUCGGUCUGGAGAAGGAGAUCGGUUCAUUGGAAGUUGGCAAGAAGGCUGAUUUCGUUGCUGUUGAUCUCAACAAGCUCCACACCACUCCUUCCUACAACCCUGUCUCCACCUUGGUCUAUGCUGCCACGGGUGGUGAUGUUGACACUGUUGUUGUCGAUGGCAAGGUCGUUGUUCAAAAGGGUGAAUUGCUUACCAUGAACGAGGAGGAGAUCCGUGUUCAGGCUAAGGAGCAUGCUGAUGCUCUUUACAAGAGGGCUGGUAUUGUCAACAAGCCCAUCUGGCCUGUUGUUUAA
Molecule: messenger RNA, 1383 nt
Organism: Umbelopsis ramanniana AG
Lineage: Eukaryota; Fungi; Mucoromycota; Umbelopsidomycetes; Umbelopsidales; Umbelopsidaceae
Exons: 4
Coding region: 1-1383 (460 amino acids)
Molecular function (GO): hydrolase activity, acting on carbon-nitrogen (but not peptide) bonds
Source: RefSeq, a predicted model, not a curated record